Molecule: messenger RNA, 597 nt
Organism: Pieris macdunnoughi
Lineage: Eukaryota; Metazoa; Arthropoda; Insecta; Lepidoptera; Pieridae
Source: the annotation of a GenBank genome assembly
AUGUCUCAAUACGUGUUGAUUGUGGCUUACUUAUUGGUGAGGCUGGCGACGUGCGCUCCUUCACCACUUCAAAUGAAAAUUGAAUGUGGCUCUGAUGAGAAUCGUUCUUCAGCAAAAUCUAAGUCAGGCGAGUUAUCAAAUGGUAACACAGACCUUGACAUGGAUUCCUUCUGCAACUUAAUUCAGAAAGCAAUACCUAAGGCAAUAGAAGACGGCAAAUUUAUCAUAGAACCAAAUAAUGAUAACGAUCUCACUGUCGACAGUAAUAAUAUAAUCAGUUCAGCAGUAAGCCCACCAAGUGGCUUCAUUCCCAGAUUUUCAAAACCGAAAGUAUCAAAGCUUAAAAUUCCGAGACUAAAUUCUCCAAGGUUAAAACCACUGGAAAUAGGCAAGGCCCCGAAAGUAGGAGCCCCAAUGAAACUCUCAAUGCUAAGAAAAGUUUUGGAUGAAGAAACUAGUGCAGAAAGAAUGGAACGAUUUAAAAAUGGUGUUCAGAAAAUGUUGCAUGUUGUUAAAGUGUUAGGACAAAUUGACCAGUAUUUAUCGGAACGAACUAGAAUUGUUAUUGAUAAACUAUCUAAAACAUUUAUGGAAUGA